UUGGCAGUCAUGUCGGCGCUGAAGUCAGGGUGCUCAGUGUUAGAGUAGUAAAAAUUCAGUUUAAAAUAACAAAUUCUGUAUUUUUUGUACUCAAGUAUUCAUCAGUUCGAGAUUAUGUGUUGAGGGAAGGCGAGGUGUUCACUGCAGUAUCGGUUUAUUUUCAGAUCUCUCAGGUCUCUGUUUGAACCAUGGCAUCGCUAUCAGAGGAGGUGCUGCUGGUGGUGAAAAAGGUUCGCCAGAGGAAGCAGGACGGCACACUUUAUCUGAUGGCUGAACGUAUAGCCUGGAGUCCAGAGGGCAAGGACCGCUUCACCGUCAGCCACCUAUACGCAGAUAUUCGCUGUCAGAAGAUCAGCCCAGAUGGUAAAGCCAAAGUUCAGCUCCAGCUGGUCCUUCACACCGGCGAGAGUACCACAUUCCACUUUGCCAAUGAGAGCAGUGCACUCAAAGACCGAGAGGCUGCUAAGGAACUUCUGCAGCAGCUACUGCCCAAGUUCAAGAAGAAAGCCAACAAGGAACUAGAGGAGAAAAACAGGAUGCUUCAAGAAGAUCCAGUGCUUUUCCAGCUGUACAAAGAUCUUGUGGUGAGCCAGGUGAUCAGUGCUGAGGAGUUCUGGGCCAACAGGUUAGGGGGUGUAAACAACUCAGACCCUGCGCUAUACAACAACAAACAGGAAGUUGGUAUAUCUGGAGCCUUUCUGGCAGACAUUAGACCUCAGACAGAUGGCUGCAAUGGCUUGAGAUAUAAUCUGACAGCUGACAUUAUUGAGUCCAUCUUCAGAACAUACCCUGCAGUGAAGCAGAAGUAUAGUGAAAAUGUGCCUCAUAACCUGACGGAGAAGGAGUUCUGGACCCGCUUUUUCCAGUCCCAUUAUUUUCACAGAGACCGCAUCAACACAGGAACACAGGAUAUCUUCUCAGAGUGUGCCAAGCAGGAUGAAAAGGGAUUAAAGUCGAUGGUGGUUCAAGGAGUGAAGAAUCCUUUGGUUGACCUCCUGUCGUUAGAGGAUAAAACAUUAGAUGAGGGUUAUGGAAUUAGCACAACACUGCCCUCAACUUCCAACGCAAACAGGACAGUGAAGGAGAGCAGCAACUAUGCCAUUAUAAAGAGGUUCAACCAUCACAGUGCCAUGGUCCUUGCAGCAGGCUCACGCAAGGGGGAAACACCAACUGACCAAGCUAGUGAGACAAGCAGCACAGAUGGAAACUCGAGGGAUUCUGACUUCUUUCAACCUCCUGUAAAGAAGGUAAAAUUACAAGAAGCCAUAGAAUAUGAGGAUCUGCAAAGGGAAAACAGACAAAAAACAGUCGCACUGAACCUCAAGAAGUCUGACAGGUAUGCUCAUGGUCCCGUGCCACUUCAGUCCCAACAGUAUACGACAAGCCAGGAUAUCAUCAACUCUGUCAACUACAUCCGGCAUGAGAUGGCCAAUUACAAACCCAGCCUCGGUCAGGUGUUGUCCAGCACAGCAGCUACUUCUGCCAUUGCAGCGCUUUCUCCUGGGGGUGUCCUCAUGCAGGCAGGAGCACAGCAAGCCAUAAACCAGAUGAUACCCACUGAGGUUCAAGGAGAGUUGAAGCAUCUUUAUGUAGCUGCUGGAGAGUUAUUGAGACAUUUCUGGUCCUGUUUUCCUGUAAACACGCCAUUUUUGGAGGAGAAGGUGAUGAAAAUGAAGUCAAACCUCGAGAGAUUUCAGAUGACCAAGCUUUGUCCUUUUCAGGAGAAGAUACAGCGCCAGUACUUAAGUACAAAUCUCACAGGACACUUGGAGGAGAUGUUGCAGACAGCCUACAACAAGUUCCACGUCUGGCAAACCCGUCGGAUGAUGAGGAAAACCUGAGGUCUGAUGGUUUGUCAAAAAAAAAGAGGACAAGGAAGACACUAGAGUAUAUGGACAAAUGACCUGUGAAGGUCUUCCAGACUGCUGUGAAGAGACCACAGACCACAGCCCGAUGGGACAUAGUCCAAGGGGGCUUAAUGAUAGGGACAUAGAUGGACGCUGCUACAUCCCCAAAUGUUCAACAGAGACUAACUGCAUCUCAGUCACAAACUGUAAUUAGUUUCUUUCUUUUUAGUUUGUGUUUUCACCGUGGUUGAGAGAUUGUUGCCAGUAACGGUUAAACAGGACUUUUAGAAUGGUGUAACAUGACCAAAUUUCAGAUGGAAAUCAGAAAAAGGCUCUCAGGACAACAGGCUGGGGUUUGAGAUGCAAGCAGAGGACUGCCAACCUGUGUUUCAUCAGUGCACAGAGCAGAGAAAGAGAGCUUGGACAUUAGAAGGAGCCCCCUCUGAGCACUGGCUCGAUUUGUGGAACAACGUUCCAGAGAAUCUGAAGCAGAAAGGGGGAAAUGAAUAUAGCAAUACUGUAAAGACAUUUCACAGUCCAGUGCAGUAGUUAGUGUGACUCAAAUCGCACUGUCACUGGUUUGUAAUGUCUGCACCUUCUGUCUGCACUGAAGACGAAAACGUAACUGAAUUAAAGUGAGGCGUAAAGCUUUUGUUCAUGCCACUGUC
Messenger RNA from Toxotes jaculatrix (banded archerfish), 2515 nucleotides. It is a transcript of the gene gtf2h1, whose product is annotated as general transcription factor IIH, polypeptide 1. The record is from RefSeq and is a predicted model, not a curated record. Gene Ontology annotation, cellular component: transcription factor TFIIH core complex; transcription factor TFIIH holo complex. NCBI's taxonomy places the organism in Eukaryota, Metazoa, Chordata, Actinopteri, Toxotidae. Bases 189 to 1841 code for a protein of 550 amino acids. Gene Ontology annotation, biological process: transcription by RNA polymerase II; nucleotide-excision repair; transcription by RNA polymerase I. The transcript is spliced from 15 exons.